AUGUCUACUGACAAUAUCCUAACAAACUCUGAUCCACCAUCUGCCUCUGCAUCUCGUUCGCCGUCACCAGAAAUAACAGUUGCGCCUCCAAGUCCCCGUGAAGAAUCAAACUCAUCAAACGAAUUCAGUAUCGAACAACAACCAGCAGGAACUCCAUCUAAGGAUGGAGAAUCGCAACGCAGACACACUAACAUGGGCUUGCCUGGACAUGACUUCACAUACUUCUUACUGUCUGAGGAGGUAAUAUUAACUGAACUAAGCCGCUUGAGUGCUCCAAAAAUCAUCAACAACGGCGCCCUCCACACUGCCAGUCUUCAACCACAUCCAGCAAAGCACAGUCAAGAUCGAUUGGUUGCAGAGCAGUGGGAUCUUGGAGAACGUGGAUCAUGGAAAUUCAGAGCAGUGUUCGACGGCCAUGCAAAUGGAGAUGAAACAGUCGACCACGUUUUCACUACUCUGCCUUCAAAGAUCAGAUCAUCGUUGACUACUCUAUCUAUACCCCAUUGCACUAACGUGGAGGCGGUAUCAUCCCUUCUGCAGGAAACCAUUUCUGCUAUCGAUAAUUCUAUCAAACAAGGCGUCCUUGAUCUCUUUCCCUCUUCGGAUUAUAUUGAUCAGCUCUCCGAUGAUGAGAUUCGGGCGAUUGUGAAUGACCAGUCGACGGUACUACCUUCGAAAAUUGGGCUUCCCACUCUAGCCAAUAAAUAUGCUGGCAGAGGCCCGAAUAAUAUCAAAGUCACACGAGCAAUGCGUGGCACAACGGUCCUCGUAGUACUGAUCAACUCCGAUGGAGGACUCUGGACCGCGAGUUUGGGUGAUUGUCAGGCUGUCCUUGGUCAAAAAGAAUCUUCAUUCUGGACUACGACUAUACUUAGUACGAAUCACAACGCUUCCGAGCCUUCAGAGGUCGCACGUCUCAAGUUGGACCAUCCAGGGGAAGAAGAGAGUGCAGUGGCGAAGAACCGAGUAUUAGGCCUCAUUGCCGUUACAAGAGCGAUUGGAGAUCACCAGUUCAAACUUCCUAGUAUUUACACCAAGCGCGUAUUUUCGCUCACAAUACCCGGAAUGAAUCGUCCUGACCAUACGCAAAUUAUCGUGAAACGCAAUCUGACUCCCCCUUAUGUGAGUGGAAUACCGGAGGUCAAGUAUGUGAAGCUGCAUGAUGGCGCGCGAGGUUUGUCUCAUCCUCAAGUUUUCCCCGAGGCCACACACAUUGAUACGAAUUCUUGGAAAGAAGCGUGUCUCUUCAUGUGUUCGGAUGGUCUUCUUGAUCUUUACGGAGGCGAAAAUUGGCAGGAAAAACACAUCGAUAUUGCGGAGUUGUGCAAGACCUGGGUAGACCUCGUUGGAGAGAAAUUGGAUUCAUCCUCACAGAGCUUCGACCCGAAGGAGAAUCUCGCACUGUUCCUCCUCAAUCGAGGUCUUCGUGGUCCACCUCGAUCAUAUACAGGAGAAAUUUGGUCCGAAGAGGAAGCCUUGAAUCGGGUGUCAAGUUUGUUAACAUUGGAAUUCAAGGACAAGUGGAUGGAUGACACGACCGUUCUGGUGGAAAUCCUGUAA
Messenger RNA from Lentinula edodes (shiitake mushroom), 1560 nucleotides. RefSeq names its product phosphatase 2C-like domain-containing protein. The coding region runs from base 1 to 1560 and encodes 519 amino acids. The transcript is spliced from 4 exons. Gene Ontology annotation, biological process: protein dephosphorylation. Gene Ontology annotation, molecular function: protein serine/threonine phosphatase activity. Lineage: Eukaryota; Fungi; Basidiomycota; Agaricomycetes; Agaricales; Omphalotaceae. The record is from RefSeq and is a predicted model, not a curated record.